Candidula unifasciata is the source of this 365-nucleotide messenger RNA. Lineage: Eukaryota; Metazoa; Mollusca; Gastropoda; Stylommatophora; Geomitridae. The record is from the annotation of a GenBank genome assembly.
AUGUACGAAAGCACUAAACCACUAUGCGUUGGUUUCUUCAUUGACGAUGGUUACACAAAAUGUGUCCCCUCCGUGAGACGGGCGCUGUUGGAAGCCAAGGCGUUGCUAGAGAGCAUUGGCUACAAGGUUGUGCCCUUCGAGCCGCCAGAUCUGCUAGACAUGCUGGUCAACUUGUACCUGCCCGCAGUCCUGGGUGACCACUACUUCAAACUGUUGCGGACUUUGUGUGUGGACCGGGUGGACAGCUGUGUGAGGAGAACCUACCUCCUGCUCCAUCUGCCGCACCCAAUCAGGUGGUUGUGGUCUUGGUGGUUCUACAUGCAGAAUCCUGUAAAUUCCUCGUUGCUGGCUGUCAAGUGCCCAAU